AGGGAGCAGUCAGCUAGAAUGGCCGUUCUGUGAACGACGAAGCUGAGUAUCAUCAUAUUCCUACCAUUGAGCAGAAGAAUAUCCUUCUGCCGUCGUACUAUAGGCAGCAUAGAAAAUCUCUUCGGGUAGAUCAUAAAAUAGACAACCAGACAGAAAGCCAUCAUAGCGCAGACGGUCGCUAGCGUUCGCAAUGGCUUUGGCGGCGGGGGGAGGUCGUGGGAAUACCCAACGCUCGCUAAAACGACGAAUGCUUUGCUGUGGAUCGCUACCGCGGAUCUGGUUGCUAGCGAUUGUGUCGCCGCUGCUCCUGUAAUUGGCCGUUCAUUGAUUCAACACAAGGGAACAACGACCGUAGUGUCUGCGGCUUUAUCGACGCGAUGGUGGCGGAGCCCUGACGCGGACGGAACAAAGAUUCCCGCCACUAUAACGUUAACCAAGGCAAUGGCAAGUCAGCAACUGUCCUUCAUAGUAAAGGCACAACUACGUCAGGCCAAUCUCAGCAAAGCGUAAUGUUACUCGGUGAUCUGAUCUGACUACGAAGGAGCUGUCCAACGCGUUGCUCCCACCGCCUGCUGCCCCGGUUCUCUAACACACAGCAGCCGGAACAUCGCAUCUAAGCCAGACGAAUCGGAUCGAUCUGUCAUUGUAGCGUGACAGGGUUUGCUGCGUGAUAGCGGCUCGACUCUCUUGUGCAUAUGCAUAUUUGCUACUAUCAACUGAUCAUUUCAGAUUGAUAUCUGUUAGCUAAGUUUCAGGGAACUCCUGAAGCCACAAAGGCUGGAGACAGCUAGAACAGCUAAAAAAAAAAAAAGGCAACAGUCCACUCUAGAAAAGUCGUGUUAACUAGUCCAGCUGAUCCAGCGAUUCUGUUUAGGCAAGAAGUAAACGCAGUGAGUGUCUCAACUGCUUCCUGUAAUGCGGCGACUCAGUGCUGAGACCGCCAGUGUGUAACUGCCUGGUGUGCCUAUGUACAAUCUUCUACAUGAUUGUGCGCUGCUGUGAUCGUAUUGAAGAACAUGCGAGACAGUGUUUGUUUCGACGUCUUUAUUUCAAUACGGUGUUGUGCGGUAGUGUCACGUUUUUGUGAACAAAUGCUAUCAAUAUCAGAGACUGCUCGUUGCGCGUAUUGGCCUCGAACAGCUGAAGCGUGCUUAUUAGAGGAAGCAUCAGCGGCCACAGUGACGACGGCGGUGGCAACAGUUCCCAGCAGAUUAAGAUAGCACGUGCAAACGCGAUCUCUGCGGUGGAUCCGACGACCACAGGCUGCUCUCAGCGGCGAUGGCGUCAACGACGGCAGCCGGUGAGAGGUAAUUUAGAUUGCGGUCGAAAGCUGUUUAGUUGUAAAAGACAGCUACAAUUUGAAUUUCGGCAGAACAAGCGGUGACAGUGAUUCUCCACAAAAAAAAGCUUUAGUUUUUGUGGCCAUCACGCCUGGGCCAGCGGGCUUCGUAGUUGGUGUACAGAUGGGGCUUGCGGCAGUUCCUAGGCUAUGUAUGGUAGUUCCAUGGUCAUUUAGCUGGCAUGCGAUGCCAGGUCUCAUUUAUUCAAAGAAAUCGACUAGAGCAGCAUGAGGAAACUCUAAUUGUCUGUGGCCAUUAACACGACUAUUAUUACCAGCAUAAGUGUGCAUUUCCGUUCCUCACUGUGCUAUCCUCCUGGCAUACCUCGCGAAGAAGGUUGAGCUAAUUGUAGCAUUGAAUCGUGUGCUUUCGCUUUGUCCUGUGGUACGUCAGUCUGAGUGAAGAUGCAUCUCUACCUGUGCAAUAGGCGCUCACAGUGCUGCCUUGAUUUUCACCAGUUUCAUUGCAUCAACAGCUGCCAGUCGGUCGAUGUAGAGAAGCUCAAAAAUGGGAAAAUGACUCCUGCGUACAGACGCCUAAAGGUGGCCGAAAAGCAGUUUGGAUUUGCAACGAACAAACGGAACGUGAGCAACGCCGAAAGCGGAUUAGACUCGGGACUAAUUCUCGAAGAAACCUCAUCGUGGGCAUUCAGCUGGCAAAAUAUUUAUUCUCAGGAUGAAUGUGGAGAUACGGUGCUUCAUCGAAUGCUGGCCAGUACGGCUGCGCCCGGCAAGACUGACACAGGCCAUCAUCAGCUGCUGUUACAGUAUAUGAGAGCUACUCCAACGCCCGAGUUGCUUGACAUCGCUAACAAUUAUGGCCAGACGGCGCUCCAUGUUGCCUGUGAGCACGAGGACGACUGGAGUGCGAGACGCCUUGUACUGGCCGGCGCGACAGCUGAUCGGCCGGACGAUCUGCGCUUCACACCCCUGCACAUUGCCGCGCAAAAGGGUAACGAAGCGCUGGUUCGCGCGAUCACAGCACCUGCCCGCGCUGAUGAAAUAAGUGAACUUGGCCUAACAUUUUACGUUGUGACUCCUGCACAACCGCGUACGAAGCUGGUCGAGCUGAAUCAGCUGUGUUCGCUUGGUAUGACCCCGUUACACCUAGCUGUAGAGUCGGGGAAUAUUCGUGUGUUGGAGGCCUUGUUGCCAUUUGCAGGUCACGCCAACACCCUCGAAAUGCGCGAAGGUCGUACAGCGCUUCAGCUGGCGAUUGAGCAACGCCGUACCGAUAUGGUAAGGGUUUUGCUAAAUUCUGGUGCCUCAAUCGAGCAGGAAGAUUACGCCGGACGUACCGCAAUCAUGAGGAUUCAUCGUAAGCAGAAGCUUAUGCACGGAAGCCAGAUCCCUGAACUGACCCAAUGUCUCAUGUUACUCCAAGCAUUUGGUGCACGGGCUCCAACCAGAGAAGAACUGUCAUUGGAAGAUGACACCAGCGACGAUGAUGACGGAGUAACCGCAAACAAGCGACUGCGUCCUCAGGGUUGCCGUCCGAAAGAUCAGCAGGUUCCCUGCUAGUAAUUAAUCAAUACAACGUUUAUCGAUCGAAAAGGUGCUCUUUACGCACUCUGCCUGGAACAUAUAUUUACCACUAGCCGUGCCAUACGUCUUGUACUGGCUUCGCGGGGCAAUAGCCCCUCUCUGUAGGACACCCCGCCUGCCUGACCUUUCCUGCGUAAUACGCAAAAAUGUUGUUAUUAUGACAAUAAUUAAUCCUGUGAUCUUGGCCAACAAGGCCACGAAUGAUACGGUAAAUUAGACCAGUGACGACAGGAAAUGGUAGAACAUAACUAGGGAGACACAGAGAACGUUGGUACACAUAGAUAACACACUAACUAGUGUGAUCUAUUAUCCCAAGCGCGCAAAAAGAGGCAUAAUAGACUCAAGUUGUCCCUCUUAGCAACAACAGAAUUCUAUCAGAUUGUGUAGAUUCCUGGCUUAAUAUAUACUACAUUACCUUUACCAGUGCACCGCACUCAGUAUUGAAGGAACAUCUAGCGUUGCUAACAAUAUUCUGAGUUUUAUUAGCAGUUCUAUGAAUAAAAGAAAAUAUCGAUUCUUCUUGAGAACGUUACCUGUAGAAGCACAAUUUAUGGUUGAAAGGAAAGUAUUUAAAUUGUUCAUGAAAUGUUUGACUUGCAUGUGAUUUAUAGGGCCGCCAUGCUUAGCCAAUUGGACACGACGGGAACUCUUUAUUUCUUUUUCCCAAACAUACCAUCAACAUACAUUUUAUUCAAUAACGCGUUACGGCUACGUUUGUUACAGACAAUUAUAGCAGGAGCUUGUGUUGAAGGUCUUUUUUUAUAUCACACAUCUGCUAUUUAAGAAAGAAGGAGGUAACACACGAGGUAGUUGCGGUACAUAUAAACAUAAUGAAAAUUUAAAUUAUGUAUGAAUUGUAAAAGAAGUUCUCACAGUUAAAAGGUGAUAAAACACUUCGCAAUUAUAUAAGGAUAAAGCGAUAGUUACAAUAAAUAGACGGUUAUGGGUAUCGUACGUACAGUGGACGUUAAAAUACUAGGGAUAAUAAUUAAAUUACCAAUAGACCCUGCCGUAUUGUAAAGAAGUGCGAGCUGCCGUUGCGUGAUGUCUGACCUAGAUUAACGACCAUUAGGACAUUCAUGUGGCAUUGUCCGCCAGCCUGCGCGGCCUGCUCACGGCACCAAAGUCCUGUCUGAGAAGACAUCCAUUCGCCUACUCAUGUGAAGACUACUGGUUAUGGCGUAAGACUGGCAGCAAAAAAUGGCUUUUAUAAUAAAAACUUUUGUCUACUCGCGUAUUGUACAUAAAACUAAAUUAAUCAAAAGCAGGAGACAACGUAACAAAAACAGAAUAGCCUAAUAAAGUUGUUAUAGGGUUGUAUACAAAUUGGGUGCGUCGUCUUUUUAAGUGAUUGGUCAUUUGUUCAUUGUCGGAGCUAUUACUUUUGUUAUUAUUCAAAACAGUUACGGAAACCGUC
Messenger RNA from Varroa destructor (honeybee mite), 4301 nucleotides. RefSeq names its product NF-kappa-B inhibitor cactus (gene cact). Lineage: Eukaryota; Metazoa; Arthropoda; Arachnida; Mesostigmata; Varroidae. Gene Ontology annotation, cellular component: cytosol. Gene Ontology annotation, biological process: cellular response to tumor necrosis factor. Gene Ontology annotation, molecular function: NF-kappaB binding. The record is from RefSeq and is a predicted model, not a curated record.